AUGGGAUGUGGCUUCACAAAAUCCGAGCAGCAGCAGCAGCAGCUGAAGAAAUGCAAUCGAGCCAUAAGGUCAGCCCUGCUGAUCCAGCGCUGGUACCGUCAGUACGUGGCCCGGCUGGAGAUGAGGCGCAGAUGCACCUGGAACAUCUUCCAGUCCAUCGAGUACGCAGGCGAGCAGGACCAGAUCAAGCUGUAUAAUUUCUUUGGCUACCUCAUGGACCACUUCACCCCAGCCAGCAGUGAGAGAAAUCUCAUCUCGCACCUGUUCCGUGAAAACGACAUUUGUCGUGACGUUGAGUGGGAGAGAUACUUCUGCUACAAGAGCAUUGAGAUUGCUGAUAUCUACAGCGGGCCAAACCUCACCUUCCCUAUGACCUUCUCCAACGCAGCAGAGCUGGUCGAAGCAUUCCAGAACCACCAACAGCUCCAUUCUCGAUACGUCCUUCAGCUUCUUGGGGAAACCUGGAGGCUUCUUCGAAUCCUCCCCAACAUAAAUCAGGUCUCCACCUGCAAAAGCAGGGAGAUUACCAUCUGUGGAGACUUACAUGGGCAUCUUGAUGAUCUGUUGCUGGUCUUUUAUAAGAACGGUCUGCCAUCGUCUGAGACGCCCUACGUUUUCAAUGGAGACUUUGUAGACCGAGGCAAAGACUCCCUUGAGAUUCUCCUCAUCCUCUUCGCUUUCCUCCUGGUGUAUCCCAAUGAUGUCUUCCUGAAUCGGGGCAACCAUGAGGAUCACAUCGUUAACCUGAGAUAUGGCUUCACCAAAGAAGUUCUGGGGAAAUACAGGGUUCACGGUAAGAAAAUUCUGAAGCUUCUCCAGAAGAUCUUCAGUUGGUUGCCGCUGGCGACGGUGAUCGAUCAGAAGGUGUUGAUUCUGCAUGGAGGCAUCUCUGACACGACAGAUCUUCACCUCGUCGCCCGCGUGGACCGACACAAAGUGAGAGCUCUGCGUCUCACCGACAAACACACUGUCAACUGGAUAUCCGCCCUCAAAGGUCAAGGGUCAGACUCUGAUAUGGAGGACGAAGGCGACCUCCCCAGGAACGCCGAUGGCCGUCGACGGGUCCGCUCCCUGACCCACUGCAGCUCCACUCCGACCUACAGGCCCGACCUGCAGCGCCGCUCCCUGCAGACCAGCUCCCCUCGCAUCAGCGUGGAAAGGGAGCUCAAGGAGAGACGGCGGCAGGCCGGCUUCAACCAGUCCUACGGCGAUCUCCGGAGCUCCUUCCUCUCAGAGUCCGACUCCGAUUCCGGAGAGGCUGUGGAGACGGACGGGGACGAGUGGAAGCAGAUCGUGGACCUGCUGUGGAGUGACCCCAUGCCCCAGGACGGCUGCAUCCCCAACAAGGUGCGCGGCGGAGGGUGCUACUGGGGUCCCGACGUGACCGAGAAGGUCCUGGGAAGACACAACCUGCAGCUCCUCAUACGCUCCCACGAGUGCAAGCAGGACGGCUACGAGUUCUGCCACAACCGCAGGGUUCUAACCAUUUUCUCAGCAUCAAACUACUACGAGUUGGGGAGUAACAGAGGAGCCUACAUCCGAUUGGGCCCAGACCUCACGCCCCGCUUUAUCCAGUACCAGGCUAGCAACACCACACGGGAGUUCACAAUGAGGCAAAGUGUCGGGAGGACGGAGCGCUCUGCUCUCCGGGCUCUGAGGGAGCAGCUGUUUGCACACAAGUCAACCCUCGUCAGCGCCUUCCAGGAAUACGACCCCGACAACACAGGGCUGAUAUCUCUGAAGCACUGGGCCACUGCCCUGGAGGGGGUGUUGAGGCUGGGUCUACCCUGGAGGGUGCUUCGCUCUCAGCUGGUCCCCAGUGCUCAGGAUGGCAUGCUGGACUACAACCAGUGGCUUGGGGAGCUCGCCAUCACAGAGCCCAAAAAAGAAGUCCUCAAUGCAAGUCUGCUGGAGACCAUGUACAAGCACCACUCCAAUCUGGAGACCAUCUUUAGAAUCAUAGACACAGACAACUCAGGUCUCAUCUCAUUUGAGGAGUUCCGUCAAACUUGGAAGCUUCUGAGUUCCCACCUGAAGACCAACAUCUCCGACGAGGCGAUCUCAGACCUGGCCCUCAGCAUCGACUUCAACAAAGACGGCAGCAUAGACAUCAACGAGUUCAUGGAGGCGUUCCGUCUGGUUGAGGGCACUGGCCUGGAAGAGGAGGGCCAGUGAUCUCCUCCACCUUGAGCACGAGAGACACAGUAGUUGGGGUCUCCACUCAGAGAUGUCCACACUGACUGUUUUCACAUUUGGUUUGCUCAUUCCACAAAGAAAUACUCAAAUGGCCCGGAUAUGUCAUUGGCACCUUCUAGAAGUAGUUCGAUUUCAAGCAGGGGAUUUCUGAGAUACUUUGGAAUUGAACUCUGCUGUGGUGAAUUGAAGAUGCUUGCUAUAUGAAAACAUGCAUUCGACCAGUUUUAAUAGAUAAAAGGAUUCUCCCGUUUUGUGUCAGUGUGUGUAACACAAAGAGCAUGGACAAAAGAAAGAACACCAAAGAACUAUAUAAGGAAGUCUCACAAGUUGGCUGCCUCAACAUGGACAAUAUUCAGGCUACAAGCCUCUGAAGACCUUGACUUGUUUGCACAGUGAAUAAUGUUAUCAAGAAGUUUAAGGUUCAUGCCACUGUUGCCAACCUAGCUU
Hypomesus transpacificus is the source of this 2643-nucleotide messenger RNA. It is a transcript of the gene ppef2b, whose product is annotated as protein phosphatase with EF-hand domain 2b. The record is from RefSeq and is a predicted model, not a curated record. The transcript is spliced from 17 exons. Gene Ontology annotation, cellular component: cytosol; nucleus. Gene Ontology annotation, biological process: detection of stimulus involved in sensory perception; negative regulation of MAPK cascade. Lineage: Eukaryota; Metazoa; Chordata; Actinopteri; Osmeriformes; Osmeridae. The coding region runs from base 1 to 2175 and encodes 724 amino acids. Gene Ontology annotation, molecular function: calcium ion binding; protein serine/threonine phosphatase activity; Hsp90 protein binding.